GCGGGCGGCGGCGGCGGCGGCUCCGGGAGCGGCUCCGAGCGGUCAAUGUGGGCGUGUCCCACCCGGUUCAGGGCGUGGCCAUGAUGGCGGCGGGGCGGGGCCCGGGGAGCGAGGACGGAGCCUUUGAGGAGGAGGAGGAGGAGGAAGAGGAAGAAGAGGAGGAGGAAGAGGAGGAUGAGGAGGAAGAAGCGGCCGGAGCACCGCCGGCCCCGCCCGAGGACGACGACGGCGAAUCAGAGGAGGCCACGUCGGUGACGUCAUCGGGGGACAGCGCCGCCCCCUCCCCCCCCGCCAACGGCUGCGCAGGUUCCCGGCCCCGCCCAUUGGGGGCGGAGCCUCGGCCGUUCCCGGAGCCGCCCUGUGGGGGCGGGGCCUCCCCGGAACCUUCCGGCGCCGCCAUGGCCACACCCACCGCAGGGGGCGUGGCCUCACCCACCGGAGGGGGCAUGUCCAACAGAGAAGGGGGCGUGGCCACGCCGCCGGUGGGCGGGGACUGGCACCGCUGCCCCGAGUGUGGGCGUGGCUUCGGCACCUCCCGCGCGCUCAAGGUUCACCGCAGUUACCACGUGGGCCGGAAGCGGCCCCUCCCCCCGCCGGGCCACGCCCCCCCGCCGCCUCCGGCCCCGCCCCCGGCCCGCCCGCAGAGCCCCGCCCCCUCCUCAUUUAAAUUCCAUUACAUAUGCGCCGAGUGCGGGCUGGGAUUCGUCGCCCCCGGCGCGCUCGGCGCCCACCGCUGCCAUCAUGGCCGCCGCCGCCGCCGCCCCUCCCCCUCGGCCACGCCCUCCCCCCCGCCCCCCCCGCGCCGCCCCGCCCCGCCCCCUCCCGCCGCGGCCCCGCCCCCUCGGGAGCCGAGCCCCGCCCCCUUCCGCUGCACCGAGUGCGCCGGCGCCUUCGGGCUCGUGGCCGAGCUGCACGAGCACUACAUGCUGCACGCGCGGGGGGAGCUCUGAGGCCACGCCCACCGCGCUGGGGACACGCCCACACGGCUGGGGACACGCCCACUGCCAGGGGGACACGCCCACAUCCAGGGGGACACGCCCACUUUGGGUGGGACACGCCCACCCCGCUCCCAUCGCGGCCUAAGGGUGGGGAGGAGGAGGAGGAGGAGAUGUCGGCAACAGGAAGUGAUGUCAUGGAUGGAGGGCGUGGCCUGGCUGAUUUUUUUAAAAUAUGGGGAGGGGGGUGUGAGGUCAUUGGGUGAUGUCAUCGGGGUGGUGUUAAUGGGGUGACGUCAUCGAUAAUGAGGGUGGGUUAUUGGGGGAUGUUGUUGUGAUGUCAUCGGGGUGACGUCAUCACGGGAUGACCAUCGGGUGACAUCAUUGGUGUGACGUCAUCUUGAUGGUUUCAUUGGUAUGACAUCAUCAUUGUGACAUCAUCUGGGCUGACGUCGUCAGGGCGGCGUCAUAUGGGAUGACGUAAUAGUGGUGAUGUCAUCGGGGUGAUGUUAAUGUGGGUGAUGUCAUCAAGGUAACGGCAUCAAUGUGACGUCAUCAUGACGUAACCAUGGUGAUUUUACUGGGUGACGUCACCGUGGUGACAUCAAUGGGAUUAAUUCAUCGGUGUGACGUCAUUAGUGUGACAUCACACCGCCAAAGCCUCACUGCUGACGUCACACCCCAGCCAGUGGGUGGAGCCACACCCCCACAACCCCCACAGUGACGUCACACUCUCACAACGAAUCCCAACUCACUUCUUCCGCUUUAUUCCCUCACCGCCAAGCC
Zonotrichia leucophrys gambelii is the source of this 1721-nucleotide messenger RNA. Its product is annotated as zinc finger protein 48-like. NCBI's taxonomy places the organism in Eukaryota, Metazoa, Chordata, Aves, Passeriformes, Passerellidae. Gene Ontology annotation, molecular function: DNA-binding transcription factor activity, RNA polymerase II-specific; sequence-specific DNA binding. Gene Ontology annotation, biological process: regulation of transcription by RNA polymerase II. Gene Ontology annotation, cellular component: nucleus. Bases 81 to 950 code for a protein of 289 amino acids. The record is from RefSeq and is a predicted model, not a curated record. The transcript is spliced from 4 exons.